GCCGCGGCGCAGCGGCCGCUCCACGGCCGCCGCCCCUCGCGUUAUGGUAAAGCGGUGCGUGGCCUGAGGUAGUGGUAGACGUCUUACCGGUCUAGGGUUACCGGUUGCGCUACUCGAGAUAACUGCAAGUGGGCAAGUGCCUUCUCGUUGCUGUGUGAAAGAGAUACACAAUGGCUUACAGCGUGACACUGAAUGGACCUGGACCAUGGGGUUUCCGACUGCAAGGGGGCAAGGACUUCAACAUGCCCUUGACCAUCUCCAGAAUCACCCCUGGUGGUAAGGCGGCACAGUCACAGAUGAACCAAGGUGACCUUGUGGUAGCCAUUGAUGGAGUCAACACUGACAGCAUGACCCACUUAGAGGCCCAGAACAAGAUCAAGUCAGCCAGCCACAACUUAAGCCUCACUCUUCAGAAAUCUAAACGUCCAGUGCCAAUUUCAACCACAGCACCAAGAAUUGAUACUCCCAGGGCUGUAAUUCCACACCAGAAGGAACCUGCUUGGGAAAUCAAUGGCAACAGAACAACCUUCAGUCCUCUAACUAACACGGCGACUGGGCCUGUGGGUAGUAUUUUAGCAACCAAUGGAACGUUUUCAGGCUACCUCAACAAGCAAGAGAUCAGCUUUUCAAAUAGCUCUUCCUACUUAAAGACUACCACAGUUAGAUCUUCCAUGUCCUCUCAGUCUGUGACUCCUGACAUUUCACCUGCAAAGAGUAAUCUAGGUUCAAAGCUAAGCCCUGUAUUGACUGAUGGCAAUAGUCCUGUACACCAGAUGAGCCCUGCAAGGCAGUAUAACAACCCUAUUGGCCUUUACUCAGCAGAGACUCUAAGGGAAAUGGCUGAGAUGCAUAAAUUAAGUCUCAACCGAAGGGCUUCGGAAGGUGGACUUCCUAGAGGUACCCUUCCUCUUAAAGAUCCUCACGUAGACAGUGCCUCUCCGGUGUAUCAGGCUGUGCUUAAAACUCAGAACAAGCCUGAAGAUGAAAGUGAAGACUGGAGUCGCCGUUCUGCCAAUCUGCAGUCCAAGUCUUUUCGCAUCCUUGCCCAGAUGACUGGAACGGAGUACAUGCAAGAUCCAGAUGAAGAAGCCCUGAGGAGGUCAAGAGACAAGGAAAAUGUUGCUGCAGCAUCAGAAAACAGGCCUACAGGUACUGCACAUGCGCCACAGUAUGUGACCUCAAGUAUUUGGCAUCCUCCUAAAUCUUGCACCAUGGAUGCCAAAACUGACAAUGCUAAGCCAGUGGCCUCCAAGGGGUCUGUGAGGCUUGGAGCGGGUACAAGCCAGAGGGAGGUCAGUUUCACUACUACUGGCCAGAAAGUCCCUCUUACUUCAUCCAGUCAUCAAAGUACCCCUGUUGAGCAUGCUCCGGUGUCUACCAGUUCUGCCUCUGCUCCUGCACCACAUGCUUCAGCCCAUCAGCCUGCUGCUGCUGCUCAAAAUACAGCCUGUCUGAUGAUGCCACCAGCAACCGCCUCAGUAGUGCAAGAGUCUUUCUCAUCCUCCUUCCAAAGAGUGCCUGCAGCCCCCAGCUCUCUCUCACAGCCUAAGCCUUAUCAUGGGUCCAAGAACAUGUCAGUAGCAGCUUCCACUAUUUCAUCUGCUAUCUCAUCUCAGUCUAGUUUCAACCGGCAUUCUUCCACCUCCAUCAACUACCAGUCAAAGAAGAGAAACACAAGCCAGUCAUAUACUCCAAUGCCAGUUUCAGGAAGCUAUGGUGAAAGCCCUGCUGCUUCUGGUACUUCCAAAAUGAGAGUUGUUACUACUGCCAGCAUAAAGCCUUCUGUCUACCAGCCAGCACCGGCACCAGUUCAUUCCUACACCCCUGCCAACGCUGAGCCUGCAAGUCGCCCUCCCUGGGUAACAGAUGACUCCUUUUCCCAGAAAUUUGCACCUGGAAAAACCACCACCACUGUCACAAAGCACAUCCUACCAAGGGGUGCUCCCGUACCAUCUCCAGCCUCAACUUCUGCUUACCCAUCUCCACUUUCAACUUCUUCCCAAGCUCCUGGCCGAGGAACAGUUCAGAGGGCUGAGCGUUUUCCAGCCAGCAGCCGAACUCCUCUCUGUGGGCACUGUAACAGUAUAAUUCGGGGUCCUUUCCUGGUAGCCAUGGGUCGCUCUUGGCACCCAGAAGAAUUCAAUUGUGCUUACUGCAAGAAAUCCUUGGCUGAUAUGUGCUUUGUGGAAGAGCAGAAUAGUGUGUACUGUGAGCGCUGUUAUGAACAGUUCUUUGCACCAACCUGUGCCAGAUGCCACACUAAGAUCAUGGGGGAAGUGAUGCAUGCCCUAAGACAGACUUGGCACACAAGUUGCUUUGUCUGUGCAGCUUGUAAGAUGCCAUUUGGGAAUAGCCUCUUUCACAUGGAGGAUGGGGAACCUUACUGUGAGAAAGAUUAUAUUGCUUUGUUCAGCACAAAAUGCCAUGGCUGUGAUUUUCCUGUUGAAGCUGGAGAUAAAUUCAUCGAAGCACUUGGACACACUUGGCAUGAUACCUGCUUCAUUUGUGCUGUAUGCCAUGUGAAUUUGGAAGGUCAGCCAUUCUACUCCAAGAAGGAUAAGCCACUGUGCAAGAAGCAUGCCCACGCCAUCAAUGUUUAAAUGGAGUUGGUAGUUAGUAAUGCUGAAAAAAACCCAGAUGGCUAACUGGGCAGUUAUAAAGUUGAUAACCAUGGCUAGCAUUUCUUUUGGUAAAAUCUAGGAAGUUGGUGCUUCUGAAGUUUAACCUCUUUUGUAAAAGCAGGACAUGCUUUUGGAAGGUUCCUACAGAAACCUACUGAAUGAAUAAUCAAAGCAUAUGAACUAGAGCAACAGUUGGGGAAAAAUAAUGCAAUUAACUAAAAACUGGAAUAUAAAAAGUAAUAUGCAAAUACAAUUUCAAAUUAAUUACCCACAGCAGUUUUAUUCCUUAGACCACACACUAGUGUUUAAGAACAACUGGAAAAGACCUUUUGUAAUAAGCCAUUUUCUUUCAUAACAAGAAUGAGUAAGUGCCACAUGUACAAUAAACUGUAGAAACAAAGGCCAUAGGUUUCCAACGAAAAUAAAUAGAUUAGGGUUUCCUCUAUGAAAAGUGAGUGCUAUUCCAUUAUGUUGUGGUGCCACCUCAUAGCAUCAAACAUUUUAGAUUCUUUAUAAAUAUGAAUUCUGCCUUGAAAUCCAUAUGUAGUUGAGAAGCCUAGGAGAUAAACCAUAACUUAGUUUGAAAAUAAAGUGGAAACAGAAUAAUUCCUUCCAUAGCCCAGUAAGACUGAGAAAAGCACGUUGGGUCCAUCUUACUAGCACUUGGCUUAUACAUGCACAAUAGAUUAGUUCAUUUUCAAAUCCUCAUCGAAAAGGACAACUGACUUUCUCCAAAUUACUCCUACAUUGAAUGGAAUAGAACUGGCUGGAAAGGCCAGCUUUUAAUUCAAAACCAGUUUUCCUUUCCUGUUGCUUUGGUUUCUAAUUCCCAUUGGUAUCAGUGGGAAGUAGGAAUCUAUGUAUGGACCUUCAUGUUGAUGAACACAGAAAACAAGCAUCCAUCUAGCACAGCUAGGAAGUGGGAGAUAGCUCACAAAAGUUCCCUACUGUGUCCCAUAUAGUUAGAAAAAGGGUAUCUUUUUCUUUUUUCCCUAAAUUAAUGUCGAUUAAAAAUUCCUAAGGGAGCAUAAUGGGCACACACUCUUCAUCACUUUUACUAGUUUAAAUGUGACACAUCCUGAAUUGUCGUAGUUAUUUGCCACUGUAAAACAGUAGAUAGUAUCUGACAAUGAGGAUAACCAUGAAGUCAUCUUUUCUAAUACUUUUAAAACAACUUUGAAGUUGUCCGAACAGUUAUUUAUAAAUUUUUAUUUUUUUUUAAAGAGCAAUACUUGUACUACUGAUAAUACUUCUGAAUUUUGAAUUCUAAAUAUCAGUGACUUUUGUAUUGGAGAUAGCAGUCUAAGUUAAAAUGGAAGGGCUGAUCGCUACUCAAGUUUUAUUUAUUUCUUUAAGUGAGAAUUAUGAUGCGUGUACUGACAGCCUGCAGCAUUUUGAAUUCACUAAUUUUGGAUUAGUGUUUCUGAGGCUGAGGAUGCAUUCUAUGGGCCACAUUCUGGUGCCAUCUACACCCUAUUUUACUUUUUUUGAGUAACAAGAAAUUGCAGAGCAUUGUCUGCCUUUUCCCUCCUAUGGGUAAUGCCCAUUUUAAGGAAAUGGUUGAGUCUUUAAAGGGAUUAAGAACUACCCAAAGCUUGGGGGCAGAAGAAUAAAAGAAAUUUGGAGCUCUAGUAUGAGAGUUAUGUUAGUUGCAAGCAGUCUGCAUCUUGGACAAAAAUAACAACCUGAACUGCCUGUGGCAGUUUUGAUAUGUAUUACCUGUAAUUUAUUCAGUGGGUAUCUUGGUACCUUAGUUCUCAUUGAUCUUAGCAGUGAUCUGAUCUGAGUGCUACAGGGUUAGAUUUUUGUGUGCAUGAAUUAUUCUAAACCACUAGUACAUUAUAUGCAAAGCCCUUUUUUUAAUAUAACAAGCAAAUUUUCUGUUUUCAGUUGGUGCUGGGCUGGUGUGACUAUGGUUCCAUUGAUCACAAAAUCCAAAGAUCUAGCUCGUAAUAUUCUCUAGAGGAAUAAAUUGUAAUCAUGGAAGUAUUUUUUUCACUCAUAUUUGACUUCAUUGAAUACUUUUUCAUAACAGUGAGACAAUUCCAGAUUUCCUUUUAAUUUUUUGGCUGUAAUUCAACAAAAUGGUGUUUAUUAUUCUCUGUUAUGUAAGAAAAUGCACAUCAGCAUUUUAUAUAUUAAGACUGCAUUGAAGAUUUCUGUGUUACCCACUGACUAGGACUAGUCUCUGACUAUGAGCAUCGAACAGGGAGUCAGGCUCCUUGGGUGGACACAAAAUGCUAAGACUUGUGAUGCCUCAGAAUGUCAUGUGUGAAAUUUCAUUAAUUUUAAUCUGCAUGUGUGUAUAUGUGUGUCUCUCUCCACCUUCCCCCUCAAAGUCCUAAAAGCUCUCUCUUCACUGGUGGUGUAAAGGAAGCAUUUUAGGAGAUGACCAGAGAUGGAGGUAUGCAGCUUAGGCAGGGGUACAGUCUGUGAGGAGAUGGUGGUAGGCAGCACACCUGGGAUUGCCUCCAUGUUCAUGUGGGAGCCCAGAUUGCCAGCUGAAGUGGUCCAGGUCAGCCUGUGAGCUGCUGCAGUGGACAGGGGUGUGGGAGGCAAGAAUCUUAAGUGUGGGCAGGGGAAGGGGGGCUUAGAUCAAAUAAAGGAGAGCACCUGUGGCAGCCAGAAUGUAGGGGCUCUGGGGGCCCCUGGUCGAGUGUGAAAAGAUGACACAUUGAGGAGACUGGAAGCCCUUAGUGAAGCUGAUGUCAGAGGAGGGGGAAUAGCUAGGUAAGGCCAGUUUCACUAAGUUGACAUGUUAGAUAGUUGGGGUGGGGCAGAGGGGUUUAGAGGGUAAUAGCCAGGGUGACUGACUGCAGUCAGGGAAAGGGCUUGAAGCAAGAAAUUAGGGCACAAGUAGCUUGCAAGUUACUUGUAAGCUUGUAAGCAAAGUAAACUUACAAGCUUACAGCCCAGAGAGAUAAUAUGCUUACAGAAAGGGUGAGCAAGGGAAAUACAGGAUCCAAUCUAGUAAAUUCGAGGUCAGUACAGCAGAAAGGUGAAUGCAAUGUCUGUAAGUGUAGCUGAGCUAGCUUGCAGUGUGGCAACAGUGAAAAUGCAGCAGCACUGACUUCAAUGGGAACCGUACUAGCUUGAGAGAGUCCUGAAAAUUUCCUUGGGCAGAUAACCUGCAUUGUAAUACAUGCCCUGACUCCAGCUGGUGUCUGAGCAAGUGAGAUUAAAGCUAGUUUACAUAUCACUAUAUGAGGUACACUGGUAUCUCUGAAUGAAGAACAGAGAUACCCUGAGGAUUAUCAUGUAAUAAAUUUCCUGUUUUGACUUGUGCUGCUUCAUAAUAUGGUCCAAAAAAUAGGGAAUCCACUUACCUGCCCUUGAUAUCUAUAUUACGAUAUAACUUUUGCACAUAUCUGAACCAGAAAUUUGUGAAGAAUAAUGUAGUAUUUUGACUUUCACAGGGGUAGAAUACUGCUGACACUCUUUUGUCACGUCACCUUUGUGAUAUGGAGGGGGAAAGAUGCAUAGACAUAUGUAAUUCAGAAUAGGGCCUUUCAACUAUCACUGAAUGUACACUCUGUACAAAAAUAAGCAAGAUGAAUAAUGUAUACUUGUUUACGGGUUAGGUCUUGUAAUAGAUGCCAGGGACAAGUUCUAAGUUCCUCUAAAUAUUUCUUUUCAUUCAAAUUAAGGUCAGGUUUUACAUAAUAAAGAUACUGUACCCCUGAAUGACCAAAUAAAAAGACCAGUCUUUUAUCUAAUUAAAAAAUGUUCAAUAACUUUUCAGUCAAAUUCUGCAAAAAUGGUCUUAAUGCUUUUUCUUCUGUUCUUUUUGAGGAACAGGGUAAAUAAAAUGUUUCCAAAGAAGACUGCUUUUAUUACCUGAAAAAUAA
Messenger RNA from Neopsephotus bourkii (Bourke's parrot), 6469 nucleotides. It is a transcript of the gene LDB3, whose product is annotated as LIM domain binding 3. The coding region runs from base 171 to 2600 and encodes 809 amino acids. The record is from RefSeq and is a predicted model, not a curated record. Lineage: Eukaryota; Metazoa; Chordata; Aves; Psittaciformes; Psittacidae. Gene Ontology annotation, biological process: muscle structure development; heart development; actin cytoskeleton organization. Gene Ontology annotation, cellular component: stress fiber; Z disc; adherens junction. Gene Ontology annotation, molecular function: muscle alpha-actinin binding; actin binding. The transcript is spliced from 18 exons.